Molecule: messenger RNA, 1062 nt
Organism: Colius striatus (speckled mousebird)
Lineage: Eukaryota; Metazoa; Chordata; Aves; Coliiformes; Coliidae
Gene: C2H6orf58
Product: chromosome 2 C6orf58 homolog
Exons: 6
Coding region: 1-1062 (353 amino acids)
Source: RefSeq, a predicted model, not a curated record
AUGUGGCCCUACUUUGGCAUGCAUGUUCUACUUACAGUGACUCUUACUCUGAGGCCAGCAACUGCUGCAGUGUGGAGUAAAAAAGAUGCCACUGAAGAUGCCUAUCCCCCUCUGUGGGACCUUGUCCCUGAAAACCUGCAGGAUUUCCUAGUAAAGGACAACAAAAUUGUCAUCAAUGCUUGGAACUAUCAAGAACGACUGGGAGUAUAUAAGAACUUGCUAAACUCUUCAGCCAAAUAUUUUACUGCCUUUGGAUCCCAAAAUUUUGGCAAUAUUCUCUGGGGAUUACCAUUGCAGCACGGGUGGCAAUUUCGUACAGGCAGAUUAGCAGAUCCUUCCAGUGUGACUUCAUGCGGCUAUGAAGAUGGAGACCUUCUGUGCAUAUCUGUAAGAAGCUGGUGGUCCUGUAUGAAUUACUACCUGUCUGUCAUACCCUUUCUGGGGGCAGUGGAGGCUGGCCUCUUUGGGCAGCUGGAAUAUGAGAUAGAAAUAUUGCCACCAGAGGACAGAAGAGCUGAUUUCUGUUAUAGUGCUGCUGACUGCCGGUCUCACAUGCCCAAGCUCAUGGAUGCCUGGAAGGCCUAUUUUGAAUAUCUGUUAUCUACAGAACAGGAAGCUCUGAACCCUGCAAACUUCUCCUCCUUCAAGCUGGAUGAUGCACUCCAUCUCAUGUGGAAGGCACAUGUCACCUCCAUUGCUUAUGCGCUGCCCAAGUUUCAGGACAGCUUAAAAUAUCUCUCUGGUCCAGAAGCAAAUUUCGGUGAAGACUGGGCUAAUGGUGUAGAUUUCAUUGCAGCGACACACUUCUCAACAGAUUUACCGACCACAAACUACUUCCAGACUUUCCUGCCCCAGAGGAUGCUCGUUGAAGGGGAUGCCCCUUCAUCCAUUAGUGACUUCAGUCCACAGCAAAACAGUGUCCUGGUUUCAUUGAGUGCUCUUCACAAAACAAAUAAAUUAACAGGAGGAUUGCUGUUGAAGCUCUGGCAAAAGGCUAUGUCUACUGAAGCAGGAAGAAAAAUGGGCCGAAAACUGAUUGAAGACUUGGUUUUGACCCAGUGA